UCAUUCUUGUUUCUUAAACAUAUCAAGCCAUGUUUUCUCCAACUCUUCCUUUUGUCUGUAUGUUUUGCCUCAUAACUUUAGUUUUUGGAGCUGCUAAACUACCAAAUGAUGAAGUCGAAGGUCUACGAGAGAUAGGGAAGAUAAUAGGAAAAACAUGGAAUUUCAGCGUGGAUCCAUGCUCAACACAAUCUGGAUGGCUAACUUUAAAUCCAGUCAAGGGUUUCGAAAAUGCUGUUACCUGCAACUGUUCUUUCCAAAAUGCCACCAUCUGCCACGUCAUCAGCAUAGUUGUAAAGAGUCAAAGUCUCCAAGGCACUCUCCCAAAAGAUUUUAGCAGGCUCCCCUUCCUUCAAGAAAUUGACUUCACUCGUAACUACCUUAACGGUACGAUCCCUUCAGAAUGGGGUUCUACCAAAUUUGUGAACAUCUCUCUCAUUGGAAACCGACUGUCAGGUCCAAUUCCAAAAGAACUUGGAAACAUCACUUCUCUUACCAGUUUUACGGCCGAGUACAAUCAACUUUCAGGAGAAUUGCCUCAAGAGCUUGGAAAUUUACCCGCUAUACAAAGAAUAUUGCUUAGCUCCAAUAAUUUAACUGGCCAGUUGCCAGCCACAUUUACAAAGCUGACCACAUUGAAAGACUUUCGAAUAGCUGAUAACCAAUUCAAAGGCCCCAUUCCUAAUCUUAUCCAGAAUUGGACUAAUCUAGAAAAACUAGUGAUACAGGGUAGUGGACUAAGUGGCCCCAUUCCAUCUAGCAUUCUUCUUUUGAAAAAGAUGACUGACUUGAGGAUCAGUGACUUGAGUAAUGGAACUACUACACCAUUUCCACCGCUGAGUAACAUGAUAAACCUAAAGACACUGAUAUGUAGGAGUUGCAAUAUCGUCGGAAAGCUACCGGAGUAUCUUGGGGCAAUGACCAAAUUAAAAGUCUUAGACCUCAGCUUUAAUAAGCUAAGUGGAGAAAUUCCAAGCACCUUUUCUGGUUUGGCAAAUACAGAUUACAUAUAUUUGACUGGAAACCAGCUUACUGGAAGAGUACCAGACUGGAUGCUAAAAAGAGCAGAUAACAUUGAUCUAUCAUACAAUAACUUGGCAAGUCAAAGCUCAUGCCAACAAGGGAGUGUAAACUUAUUUGCAAGCUCCUCAAUGGGAAAUCUCUCUUCGACAGUUUCAUGCUUGACAAGCUUCCAUUGUCCGAAGAAUUUCUAUUCCUUUCAUAUAAACUGCGGAGGGAAGGAAGGUAGUAUCAAUGGAAUAAGAUAUGAAGAUGAUACAAACCCAGGCGGGCCUUCAAUAUUCCACCAAAGUCGAACGAACUGGGCAUUUAGCAGCACUGGACAUUUCCUGGACAAUGAGCGCCAAUCAGAUCCCUACAUCUCGACAAACACAACUAAACUAUCUCCUAACACUUCUGCAUUAUAUACUGAUGCACGCCUUUCUCCACUCUCGCUUACUUAUUAUGGUUUCUGCAUGGGAAAUGGGAAUUACACUGUUAGCCUCCAUUUCGCAGAGAUAAUGUUUACUAAUGAUAACACAUAUAGCAGCCUCGGCAGGCGAAUGUUUGAUAUUUACAUUCAGGGAAAACUUGUGCAGAAGGAUUUCAAUAUUGCAGAGGAAGCAGGUGGUGUUGGUAAAGCAAUAAUGAAGAAUUAUACAACAAUUAUAACAAAUGGUACAUUGGAGAUACGGUUUUAUUGCAAUGGAAAAGGGACAACUGGUAUCCCUGUUAGAGGAGUGUAUGGUCCCCUUAUAUCUGCCAUUUCUGUCACUUCUGAUUUUAAACCUCCAUCAGAGAACAGCAAGAGUAGCAGUAGUAUAUCUAUAAGAAUUGUGAUUGGAAUUGUAGGUGCCGUAGUAGCUAUUAUCUGCUUCAUCCUGGGUGUCCUUUGGUGGAAAGGUUGUCUAAGACGUAAAGAUAAAAUGGUUCAAGAUCUAGAAGGCCUAGACUUACAAACAGGUUCAUUUAGUUUGAAGCAAAUUAAAGCUGCUACAAACAACUUUGAUCCUCUAAAUAAAAUUGGAGAAGGGGGUUUUGGUUCUGUUUACAAGGGCCGUCUUCUAGACGGUACCACGAUUGCUGUAAAGCAACUGUCUGAGAAAUCAAGGCAAGGAAACCGUGAAUUUGUGACUGAGAUAGGCAUGAUUUCAGCUCUCCAGCAUCCUCAUCUUGUUAAGCUCUAUGGUUGUUGCAUUGAAGCAAACCAAUUGUUAUUGGUCUAUGAGUAUAUGGACAACAACAGCCUAGCUCGUGCUUUGUUUGGUCCUGAAGAAUGCCGGUUAAACUUGGAUUGGCCUACUAGGCAUAAAAUCUGUGUUGGUAUAGCAAGAGGUUUGGCCUUUCUCCAUGAAGAAUCAAGAUUAAAGAUUGUGCACAGAGACAUUAAAGCCACUAAUGUGCUGCUUGAUAAGGAUUUAAAUCCUAAGAUAUCUGAUUUUGGUCUGGCAAAGCUUGAUGAAGAAGAGAACACCCACAUAAGCACCAGAGUUGCAGGAACCUUUGGAUAUAUGGCACCUGAAUAUGCAAUGAGAGGCCACUUAACUGAUAAAGCAGAUGUUUAUAGUUUUGGGAUUGUUGCCUUAGAAAUUGUUAGUGGAAGAAGCAACACCAGUUUCAGACAUAACACAAAGGAGGAUUGCUUUUAUCUUCUUGAUUGGGCACAUGUUCUAAAAGAAAAGGGGAGUCUAAUAGAGCUAGUUGAUCAAAGAAUGGGGAGCAACUACGACAAAGAAGAGGUUCUGACAAUGAUAAAGGUUGCUCUUCAAUGCAGUAGUGUCUCUUCAGCUGCUAGGCCUUCAAUGUCUUCAGUUGUAAGCAUGCUCGAAGGAAAGACAGUUGUCGAGGAUUUGGCAUCAUCGGAGUCAUAUGACGAGACGAAGAUUGAAGCAAUGAGGAAACACUUUCAAAACGCCAUUGAAACUCCGACGAGUACUCAGAGUAUGUCGAUGGAUGGGCCUUGGACUGCUUCUUCUACCUCUGCUCGAGAUCUUUAUCCCGUUCCUUUCGAUUCCCAGUAUUGGGACACUAGGAACUAAAGCAACCCUUAUGUUUAUCAGUUACAGGACUUGAAGCUUGAAAAUUGCAAUAACAAUUGUAAUUCUCUUUUAUUUUUUUGCCAUGUUAAUCUUGUUGAAAUUACAUUGUAAUAAAAAGGAAUUUGUGUGCUGCUUGACAAUUGUUUUGGAAA
Molecule: messenger RNA, 3187 nt
Organism: Mercurialis annua (annual mercury)
Lineage: Eukaryota; Viridiplantae; Streptophyta; Magnoliopsida; Malpighiales; Euphorbiaceae
Product: probable leucine-rich repeat receptor-like serine/threonine-protein kinase At3g14840
Exons: 24
Coding region: 30-3035 (1001 amino acids)
Biological process (GO): protein phosphorylation
Molecular function (GO): protein kinase activity; protein binding; ATP binding
Source: RefSeq, a predicted model, not a curated record